AUGGCAGAAAACAAAAAUUCUACAACAGAAGAUAACGCCUGCAACAAUAGAACCAAGGCUUUUGUCUUACUAAAGGAAAUGGCGAACAAACAUCAAGUUGACAAAUCCCUAACAUCAGAAGAUAAGGUUGACAACAGCAUGCAUGACGAAAAAAAAUUCCUGCUCGAUUUAAUAGCUCAACUUCAAGACACCAUUGACUCGCAAUCACAGGCACAAAAAAAUACCAUGGCCGGGUGUAAGGUGAGAUUUUCAGGCCAACAACAUUCGGAAGCUGUAGAGGAAUUCAUCAAUGGCAUUCAAACAUACAAGUUGUUACAACAAAUCGACGAUGAGGAUGCCUUAAAAGGCAUAUCCUUGCUAUUCACCGGUUUGGCCGCCAUAUGGUGGCAGGGAGUGCACAAGGAGGUGAACACCUGGUCCAACUGUUUGGAACUUAUUCAGGAACAUUUUGCUCCCAAGAAGCCGCCACAUCAGUUGUACGUAGAAAUCUUUCAGGAGGCACAAGAUGAGAAGACCUCCAUGCAUAUGUUCAUCAUAAGAAAAAGAGCUUUAUUUGCCCAACUACCCGAAGGACGUCACAGUGAGGAAAUACAAAUCGACAUGAUGUAUGGGCUGUUAAACUUUAAAUAUCGUCAGCAUAUGAGACGCGAUGAAAUUCAUAGCUUCCAGGACCUUUUUCAAAAAGGCCGGGACAUUGAACAAAUCAAUAUGGAGAAGACAAAACCUAAACGUUGCAGUUUCUGCAACUAUCGAGGUCAUACAGCGGAGGAAUGCCGAAAACGUCAGCAAAAACAUGUGGGGGAGAGGAAAAAGGUGUAA
This is a messenger RNA of Stomoxys calcitrans (stable fly), 819 nucleotides long. Its product is annotated as activity-regulated cytoskeleton associated protein 2-like. The transcript has a single exon. Lineage: Eukaryota; Metazoa; Arthropoda; Insecta; Diptera; Muscidae. The coding region runs from base 1 to 819 and encodes 272 amino acids. The record is from RefSeq and is a predicted model, not a curated record.